AUGAGUGAACUUGAAAUGCAAAACCUUGCGAUUUGGUGCAACAGGUGCCUUGGAGCCCUGACAAAAUUUGUGGAAGAAGUCAUCGAAAUUUCAGUCAACUGGGCAAAUCUCAAGGCCUUUUGUUCCGCCAGGGACAGCAUCGAUGUGCGGCAGCGUUGGCGCACCCAUCUUCCCAAAACUGCACGCUCUGGGAAAAUGUGCUGGCCAACGCGGCGACACAUCGACGAGAUGGAUAUUAAUAUUCAUGGUGGCAGUAGCAGCACGGAGAACCUCUUGAACAGCAGUGACAGUCGAAAGGUGGUGUUACUCAUGUGUCCCAUUGUCGGCUGGUCGCCAUAG
This is a messenger RNA of Cladocopium goreaui, 339 nucleotides long. Lineage: Eukaryota; Dinophyceae; Suessiales; Symbiodiniaceae. The record is from the annotation of a GenBank genome assembly.